AUGUACGUUGUUGCAUCACCCCAUGUAGCUAACAAAAUAUGAGCGUUGCGUUUUAUUGCAUGGCACCUAAUAAUAUAUCUAAAGAUUCUAAACCCGCGUGAUCCCGGCUGGAUAUUGUAAACAGGUAGAAUCAUAUGAAAAAUGGGAUUAAAAAUCAUCUUGCUUUUGAUAAUAUAUAUAGAUUGACAUAUUGGUUAAAAUGUUUUUGAUCGCUAGUAACAACCUACAUCAUCGCAAACUCAUUUAUCAUAUUAUAUAAAUUGUUAACCACACCUAUGUCGUCAGGUGGCACAAGGCGUUCUGUGGAUUUUAAGAGAUCUGAAUUCGAAUCUGAUGCUAACUCAAAUAAACACAGCGCAUGACCACCGGAACUGUUUACAUUCUUUUCGUUCUGUCUCCGGAAAAGGUUUACCUUUUUUAUAUAAAUUGUUAAAACCACCUCAGAAAUGUAAAAGCAUGCAAUUAUAUAUGUUUUGGUAGAUAACAAUCGAUGGUAUAUUUUAGACUUCAUCGCACAACAAAAUGUAAAAGCAUACAAUUACUUUAACUUAUAAGUUGAGGUGGAGGUAAUAAUAAGGAAGACAUAUACAUAAAUUCCCUUAUAUAUAUGUAUGUCUAUAAAGUUGAGGUUAAAAAAGAAUCAAUAUGAUCAUAUGAUCAUAUGAUUCAUAUCUAUGGAAUGUAACUUUUGCAAUGGAAGUAAAUAUUCAGUCUAUAAACAACAAGAUUGUUAAACAAUGCGAUUAUUUUUUUUCCAUAUAAUUAAUGUUUAUAACUAAUUACAAGCACAAAACCCUUGAUAUAUAUACAUAUCUAUAUGUAAAAUAUGUGCAGAUGUCGUUUUGGGGACUUGACAGGGAUUUUAAAUUAGAAGGAAGAUUUCUGUUGGCCUCGGAAAUGACGGUUAUUAAAUAUGUAUAAGAGACAAUUAAACUGGGUAUUUUUCAGAAGAAAUUGACUUGUAUCAUGAAAAGGGUUUGAAAUUGAAUGUACUUACUUGGAGUACGUCGGAUUUUACCGCUCUGGAUUUCACUGUAACAUUCUAUUUCAGGUAACCCUAUACGCACCAUAUAGAGACAAUAACCAAAUUAAUCAAACUAUUAAACCGAAAUUACUAAGUCCAUGUAAGAAAAUACAAAAGAAUAAUCUAGGGCUUAGAUCUUUUGUCCUCUCUAUAAAUAGAAGAAACUACGAGGGUCUCUUACCCUGUCACAUGCUUCCUUCCUUCUUCUUUCGUAAAGAUUAUCACCUUCUUGUCUUCUUUAUCUUCUUCUUCUUCUUCUUCUAAAGCGAUUUAGGGUUUAGAGGAAUGUUGUCUGGCUCGAGGUCAUGAAGAGUCGAUAUUUAACGAAAUACAAAACUCUAUAUGAUUCUCGGACCAGGCUUCAUCCCCCUCAACCUAUUCAUCGCAAUUUCCUCAAACUAUUACUUUUAACGUCACAUCUCAAUGAUCUCAUCACGGUAGUUGAUUCAUGGUUGAGAAAAUGUUGUCAUUCAUACUUAAGUUUCUAAAGCUUAUUGUUCCAUCGAGGUUCAUUUUAUGAUUCAUGCUGCAGUGUUAGUUAUUAUAUAGCCAUUGACAAACUCAUCAAACAGCUAGAAUUAUCAAUGUUCUCUUAAAAUGUUAACCAUCUUUUUCUUCUAUGUUUCAAUAUUGUUCCCCUUGAAGUGUUUCGAGCCUUUAUUUGCGGAUUGUUAUUUGUUAGCCGUUCCUUUUUACUAGGAACAAAGAAGUAACCAAAGAAAUCUGGAUCUAUGAAUGCAAAUCCCUUGUGUUUUUUAUACACCUUGAAAGAUAUUUCACUUUUCCGUUUUUAAAACGUACACGUCUAGUCAUAUAUAUUCCAUUCAUACCAACUUUGGGGAAAAAGUUAAGUUAUCAUGAAACAACAAUCUAUUGAGGCAGCAUGAAACAUAUAAAUUGGCCAUUUUCUCUUUUUUCACAUCUAUGAGUUGCAACAAUAUUUGUUACAAAUGUUCAAAAAAAAAAAACAAUAUUUGUUACAACCUUUCAACUAAACUUUAUAAUUGACAUAUAUAUCAGUUCACUGCAUGUACGUUUUUUGUGUGUUGGUCAAAAUUUAUAGUCACUUGGAAAAGUUAUUUAUAUAUAUAUAUAUAUAUUAAUAAUUCAACAAAGGUGAAAAGGGUAGAGGAAAAAGAGAAGAUUACAAAGAACAAAAGAAAGCUUUGUACGUGAAUGAUGUGGAAACCACCAUAUGGCUUUCCGCCAUACUACAAAAAGUCUCGUCAAGUUGAAAUGUUAUUACACGUAACAUGAAAAUGAAAAAUAACUUCCUCUCUUUUCCCCGUUGUUGGAGACUGUUGUGAUUGAUUGACUGUUUUCUAUGAAACAAAUCUUACAGAGAGAGAGAAGAUGUGAUGUGAUGUGUAUAUUGUUGAUUUUUGUAUAGUAGCGUGAAUUAGAAUUUCAAAAAGUUAGUAAACAUUUUUGCAAUUUAAAUCGUUUGUUAAGGAAAAAUGUCCUAUAAGGUCGGAGUUAUUAACAGUUUCUGCAAUUGUCAGAGUCAUGGGAGAUGAGAAGAUGAAACAAUGGAAUGAUGAAUAAUGCGGUGAUUAACUGAUUAGGCUGUCAGGGUCCAAAAUUCACUCGGUGUAAUAAGCGAGAGGAAUGACUUACAUGUAAGAAGCUAGAUCGAUUUCUCAUAAAUGAAACCUGGCUUCAUCAACGUACUCAGGCGUAUGGGUUUUUGAGGUUGGAGGAUGUUUUGAUCACCUAAGAGAAAGAUUUCAUAUAGACGCUGAAGCAGUAGGAAAGCGUAAGCCGUUCAAAUUCACUAAUGCAGUGGUUGACAUGCCUGAGUUUCUCAAGUUAAUUGAAGAUUAUUGGAAGGAUACUCCACCAUUGUUUGAGCCGACAUCAGCUCUCUUUCGCUUCUCAAAAUCUCUAAAAACUCUGAAACCUCUAACAAGACAGUUGAGUAAAAAGAAACCGGGGAAGCUAUCAAUGAAGUUAAAGAAGCUUAUCAUGAUUUAUGUGAGAAACAUGAGAGGCUUUUAAAUAAUCCUUCACAGGAGAAUAUAAAGGAGAAGUGAGUGCAGCAGAAAGAUGGAAUAGAAUAUCAAAUAUUGAGGAGAAAAUUCUGAAACAGAGAUCUAAGAUGCAUUGGUUACAGCUAGGAGAUCAUAACAAUAAGGCUUUUCACAAUGCGGCAAAGAUAAGGGAAACAAAGAAUGCGAUUCGGGAGAUCAAAUACCCAUCUGGAGAAGUAGUUAUAACGCAGGAAGGGAUUAAAAAAGAAGCUGAAAGAUUUUUCAAUGAGUUUUUAUCUCGUGAGCCAUAUGAUAUCCGGAGGGGAAGUGUAGAAGAGAUACAACAGAUAUUCAGUUUUCGAUGCUCUGAAGUGGAAAGGAACCAACUGAUAAAACCGAUCACUAAUGAAGAAAUAAGAAAGGUUUUGUUUCAGAUGCCUAGCAACAAAUCGCCAGGGCCAGACGAGUAUACAACAGAAUUUUCUAAAGCCUUUUGGAGUAUUAUUGGACGGGAUCUCACAACUGUAGUGCAAUCUUUUUUUAGUAAAUGAUUUCUAUCAAAGGGCUUAAACACGACUAUUCUUGCUCUUAUCCCGAAAAAAGACAAUGCAACUGAGAUGAAGGACUAUAGGUCAAUCUCAUGUUGCAAUGUACUUUACAAGGUGAUAUUCAAGAUCAUUGCAAAUCGACUAAAAGGUACGCUCCCUCAGUGUAUAACCUAUAAUCAAUCUGCAUUUGUGAAGGACAGGCUCUUAGUAGAGAAUUUACUUGUAGCUACUGAAAUUGUAAAGGACUAUCACAAAGAAGAUGUCUCUCCAAGAUGUGCUAUGAAAAUAGAAAUAGCUAAAGCCUUCGACUCUGUUUAUUGGCCAUUUUUGUUUGACACUCUUCGAGCUUUGAAUAUGCAUGAUCAGUUUAUAAGAUGGAUUGAACUUUGUGUCUGCACUCCAUCAUUUUAUGUUCAAGUAAAUGAUGAACUUGCAGGAUUCUUUUCAAAGUAAGAGAGGGUUAAGGCUGGGUUGUGCGUUAUCACCAUACCUCUUUGUGAUCUGUAUGAACGUCUUAUCCCAUAUGAUUGAUAAAGAAGCAGCAAGGAAGGAGAUAUGAUAUCAUCCAAGAUGCCAAAAUAUACUGCUCACACAUCUGUGCUUUGCGUAUGAUAUGCUGGUAUUUGCUAAUGGAGAAAAAAGAUCUGUUGAGGGAGUUCUUAAAAUAUUCGAGGAUUUGCAGCUAUGUUAGCGCUUAAGAUAAGUGGAGAAAUCAACAUUAUACACUGCAUGAAUUCCAAUUUCGCAAGAGAAGGAAAUUUUGAGCAGAUUUCCGUUUGCUUAUGGCCAGUUACCAGUGAGGUAUCUUGGGCUUCCCCUGCUCACAAGAAGGUUGUCUGUCAAUGAUUAGCUACCGUUAGUAGAGAAGAUAAGAAGAAGAAUGAAAUCGUGGACAGGGAGGUUCCUAUCACACGCAGGUAGACUGCAACUUAUCAGCUCAGUCAUUACAAGUCUAUCUAAGUUUUGACUAUCGGCUUUUAGAUUACCAAGUAGCUGCUUGAAGGAGAUAGAAAGCUUGUGUUCUGCAUUUGUUUGGUUUGGACCUGAUCUUAAAACAAGCAAGGCAAAAGUGAGCUGGAAAGAUAUUUGUCUACGUAAAGAGGAAGGUGGAUUGGGGCUGAGACCACCCAAAGAAAUCAGUACAGUGUUUGGUCUGAAAAUCAUCUGGCGAUUAUCUUCUGUUCGAUCUCCUUUGUGGGUAAAAUGGGUCCAGUUUUACUUGAUAAGAAAAGGUUCCUUAGGGAUGUUCAAUCCGGAUAUCGGUUCGGUUUCGGUUCGGUUUUUUAAGUUUUUCGGUAUUUCGCUUAAUAAAAUAUAACUACCAUUCUAAAUCCAUUUUUACUUCGGUUCGGUUCGGUUUAUAUACCGCUGGUUUUCGGUUUAUUCGGUUUUAUACCAAAACAUAAUUAUUUAGUUUGGGAUCAUAUUAUAUAAAUUUUAGAGUCAUAUUGUCAUCGCAGUCAUUUAUUAAAAAUAUAUUAUAUUUUCAAAUAAAAGAACAAAAAAAUAAAAACGCUUAUACCUUCAAAUGAAAUAAUCAAAUCUAGAAUUAAAAUCAAAGCUCGAAAUUUUGAAAAUAAAAAUAAAAAACAAAAGAGAAGUAUGAAAGAAAAUGUUUCCACUCUUCCAUAUUCAGUGUUCAUCAAAGUCAUGUUUCGUCGAGUGAAACUCUGUUCGUUUAUAAAUAAGAAAAAAAUUGUGAAGAAUUUUUCUAGUUAUUAUCCAUCAAAUUUAUAACCUUCACUUCAAUUUAAUCAAUGCUAAAAGAAAGCAAAAUGAUUAAAAGAAGAAGACUAAGAAAAUAAAAAGUCACUCUGUAGCAGGUUCAUGGGCAUGUAAGAAGCUUCUAAAACUAAGGGAGCUUGCUUAUUCUUAUCACAAGAUGGAAGUUAAUAACGGUGAAAAUACGUCUUUUUGGCAUGAUUCAUGGUCUCGCAUGGGAUGCCUGAAGGUGUGUCUUAGAGAAAGAGGGACAAUGGAUCUCAGAAUCCUUGAUAAUGCUCUGGUAUCUGAUGUGCUCGCUCGGCAUAGAAGAAGAAGACACAUAGUACAUUUUUUAAAUGACGUAGAAAAUGAGAUAGAAGCUAUAAAAACUCGGAGAAGUCAAGAAGAAGACAUCACACUUUGGAAGCAAGUUGAGGACAAAUAUGCUAAGCAAUUUUCUACAAAGAAAACUUGGUUGCAUAUGCGUCAAUCUCAGCUUGAAUGUUACUGGAGCAAAGGAGUGUGGUUUCCUCACUCUACACCGAAGUAUUCCUUUCUGGUAUGGGUUGCAAUGAAAAAUAGACUUCAAACUUGUGACAGAAUGCAUCAAUGGAACAAUACAAUAGAUGUGACUUGUGUGCUGUGUAAGGAAGCACAAGAGACAUGUCAACACCUAUUUUUUGGAUGUCAAUACUCUGGAGAAAUCUGGAAAGAAAUGGUUGGUGGUAUAUUAAAAGGAGAUUUCACAACAGAUUGGGGGGAGCUGAUAUCAAUCAUAUCUAAUCCGAGAUGUAGUUCAACUGAAGUAUUUCCGCUCCGCUAUAUAUUUUAAAUAGUGGCUCAUACCAUAUGGAGAGAGCGUAACGCUCCUAGACAUGGGAAAGAGCCGAAGGAUGAAAAGUUACUAGCCAAGCUUGUAGACAAAUUAAUUCGUUUGAAACUAUUGUCAGCGAAGGGAACAUGUAAAAGAUACCUUAAGGAAUGAUUAAGUGUUUGGUUUGGUACAAAAAUGCAAUGAAGAUGAGAUGGCGGGUUCUUUUCAUUAUUAGAUCAAAAUUUUGAUUAUUGUUUUGUGUGGUAAAAACAGAAGCACUUGAUGUAAAUAUGUUUUGAUUGAAUAAAUUUUACAUUCAUUCAAAAAAAAAAUUACAAAUGAGUCUGUUUCUUUUUAAAUAAAACGACACGAAGAAACAUUGCCUUCGCUCGUCGGUUUAAAAUUUAAAUAAAGUUUUUUUUUUUGUUAUUUGCAAACGGUUAUUUUGUUAUUUUUCUUUCUAUCUUCUUCGUUCUUUCUUCUGUUCUGAAUAAUUAUUUUGUUUGAUGGAGCCUCUUAACGUUGAAUGCGAUCUUCAGUCACUGAGAAGAUUAUACAAUCUUCUUCUUCUCCAAUCAAAUGCAAACAAGGAAUAUGUACCCCAAACAUUUUUGGUGAGUUUAAUUAAUAUCUCUUGCGAUUCUCAUCUUAUAAUUUCUGUCAUUUAUUAACCUGACAUUAGUAACUCUGAAAAAUCGCAGUUAGAUGAGAAUUCACAGUUUCUACUAAAACGGUUGCUCGAUUCUGCGACCGAGGAACUUUUGGCUAGACAACACAAGGUUCGGCUCUGUUAUUACCCCCCCAUGUUACAUCGUAUUCCUGCUUCUGAAUCUUGGGUUUGGUUACAGGUACUUGCACAAGCACAGUUAGGUUUGCCAGAGAGGGUUUCUACACAGAUUGCUACUACUAAAGCAAACUCAAUCUCAAGGGGUAUCGUCAAGUUGCCUAGUAAGGCUGCUUUAACACAUGAAGUCGUUGAUUCAAUCGAACGAAUCGAAACGCAGCUUUCUGCUUAUCAGUUUUGUUCUAGUCGUGGUGAUAGAACAAGGUCAUGCAAGUCUCCUAGUGUAAUAACUCCAAUGGAAGAAGAAGGUUACUCAUCUUCUGUAAUGCCUUUUCAUAGGUCAAGCGAGAAAGCGUUGAUGGAACCAAGACAAAGCUAUUUAAGGAGUAGGCAAAUGAGGCAUACUACAAGAACAUCAAGCGUAGCACCUAGCCUGAGAAGUGUGACUAAUAAUGCAACAGUUCGAAGCCGUUAUGAUCCAGAUUUGGCUCUUCAGUCACACUCUUCUCAUGAUGAUCAGAUUGUUCUUGCCACGUCAAGACCACCAUUACCGCCACGUCCUCUGAGGUCCGUUGGUUUCGAGAAGCCUAGCAGAACGUCACAGAAGAUGGCGAGUAUGAAACCAACUUUGUUGUUGGAUCAAGGAACCGAGACUGGAACAAGCUCAGAAAGUGAAGAACAAGUUUACUCAACAGAUCAAGAAUCAGAAGAAGCCUCUGGGGAAACAGUAUCAACCUCUGGCUCAAGCUGGGAAACUCAUGCUGAGAGCGUCACCGGGACAGACUCAUCAUAUCCAUCAGAGAGUGAAGGUGAUGGUGAGAACCCUCAAGUCAGUGAUUCUCCUCCACAUAACAGAUCAAGGGGUCCUGCAAAACAGAGGAAAAAAGCAACAACAGGGCGGCUUAAAAGAUUCAAGGACAAGCUAGGUAAAGUGUUUCACCAUCACCACUACCACCACCACGAGCAUCACAACAAGGAAGAAGAGCAAGGCCGCAAGCCAUCAGCUUGGAGGCAUUUAGUGAAGAAACAUCUCCACAAAGACAAAGAGAAAUUGCCCGAAAGGUGGAUGAAGUCAGAAUCCAAAGGUCUAACUACACAUAACAACAAAGGUGGACAGUUUCAUGCGCUGGUAAAAGGAUUCAUGAGACAUCAUAGAAGACACUCAAAGAACAAAAAGAAAAAGUUGCAAACCCCUAAGCGUCAAGGUGUUGUCAAGCUUCCCAAAAGAGAGAGGGUUAAGUCAGAAAAAACAAAUUAUUUAUGUAAUAAGGAUCAACAACAUGAUGAAAACUAGUCUUAUAAAGGUAUACAAGAAGCAAAAAACAACCUUAAACGUUGCAAAUUUCAUGUUUGUCCCUUUUUUUUUGUGACACAAACUCAAGCAUAGUACUACUCUUGGCUUAACUGCGGAGUUCUGACGGGAUCCGGUGCAUUAGUGCUUGUAUGAUUGCUUAGAAACCCAUUUACGAGAUAAAUCAUCUAGCUUAGAUGUAGUAGCCUCACAGCACAUCUUACACUUCAUAUCAAGCCAACUGUUUCCAUAGGUACAUCGAUCGCAAAGCCAGUAAGGACCAGCGACAUUGUCGUAAGACUUCACCUUCACAUCCACUAUACCGUCUUGCAAAGUCUUGAUGAAAUGAUAAAAAAAGUUACCAACAUUGCUCGUCGCAGUAGUCAAGUUAUGCCUAAACUUACAAAGCACUAACGCAUCUGCUGCAUAAAAGGCUGUUUCCGUUUCCGCUAGCAAAGUCUUUAAGUAGCUUUGUAGCGUCGUCGUCGCAAUGUCUUGCAAGAACUGGAGAUAUUCCUUCUUCGAUGUCUCAUGCUCCGUGUGGAAGUACUCGUAGACGCAGCUCCAUUUAAGAACUUGCCUGCAUUGAAUAAGAAGCAUAAGACCUUCUCUCACAAUCCUAACGUCUUGCUCUUUUAAACUAUCUGGGUUCUUGAUGAUGUAGUCUUCGAAGUCUUGUAGAUCGUCUUGAGCUCCCUCCAUUGCAGCCUUACGCUC
Messenger RNA from Brassica napus (rape), 8852 nucleotides. Its product is annotated as protein KOKOPELLI-like. The transcript has a single exon. NCBI's taxonomy places the organism in Eukaryota, Viridiplantae, Streptophyta, Magnoliopsida, Brassicales, Brassicaceae. The record is from RefSeq and is a predicted model, not a curated record. Bases 6864 to 8138 code for a protein of 424 amino acids.